This is a messenger RNA of Dermacentor silvarum, 2457 nucleotides long. Its product is annotated as solute carrier family 22 member 7. The record is from RefSeq and is a predicted model, not a curated record. The transcript has 4 exons. Gene Ontology annotation, biological process: transmembrane transport. The coding region runs from base 1 to 1848 and encodes 615 amino acids. Gene Ontology annotation, cellular component: membrane. NCBI's taxonomy places the organism in Eukaryota, Metazoa, Arthropoda, Arachnida, Ixodida, Ixodidae. Gene Ontology annotation, molecular function: transmembrane transporter activity.
AUGGAUGACGCAUCGUCAUCGUCAUCUGUGCCCGGAGCGUACCGAAAGCCAUUCAGGAAGGGCGACCAGUGGCCAACAGAGCCUCCCCGAGCCAUGGACAGCAUGUCCAGCUCCCCGGUGGCCAUGUUCCGCAUCGACGGCGAGCGGCUGAAGAACCUGAUCGAGCAGACCGCGCCCAAGUCGGUGCUCAUCUUCGGCACGGGGCCCUUCCAGAGACGUGUGCUCGCCGUCACCAUGCUGUGCCUGCUCGUGGUCGCCCUGCACAACAGGGUGCUCAUGGUGCUGGCGCGACCCGUGGUCCACUGGUGCCGGCGACCCGACGAGUACCUGAACGUGCCGCUCGACGAGUGGAAGAACGCGAGCCUGCCCCGGCGCCCCGACGGCUCGGUGAGCGAGUGCACGCGCUACGAACCCGCGCUGCUCCCGCCGCCGCGGGAAUUGACGUGGUUGUCGGUGGUGGUCAACAGGACCGAGGUGCCCUGCGACGCGUGGGAGUACGACCUGACCGCCGGAGGCCCGACUUUAGAGAGCCAGUGCGGCCGUGGCCAGUGGGACCUGGUGUGCGGCCGGCGCCGGCCCGUGCUGGUGGCGCUGGCCGCGUCGUACCUCCUGGGUGGCGUAGUCGUCAUGCCGACGGCGGGCCACUGCGCCGACCGAGUCGGCCGCCGUCCCAUGCUGUUCGGGGCCGUGAUGGUGCUCGCGCUGUCCAGCGUCGCGACCUGCCUCGUGCGGUCCCUGUACGCGUUCGUCGCGCUGCGCGUCGUCACCGGCGCCGCCGCUAGCGUCGCCGAGGUCACGUCCACGCUCAUCCUGUUCGAGGUGACACCUCGCAGUGGCCGCACGGGGUUCACUACGCUGGCCUUCUGCGGCCUGUCGGUGCUGGGCCCCUUCUGGCUGUCGAUGGCGGCCCGCUUCACCUACGACUGGCGCGCCGUCCAGGCCAGCCUCGCGCUGCCAGCGGCCCUGCUGGUGCCGGCCACCUUCUGGAUGGAGGAGUCACCGCGCUGGCUGGUCGUCACGUGGCGCUUCGCCGAGGCCGAGCGCGUCGUCUUGUGGGCGGCGCGCGUGAACGGCCUCAACGUCGACGAGCUGCGACCCCUGUUCAGCGAGGUCGUGGAGAACGUCAAGAACCGACACGGUUUUCCGGCGAACCUGCCGGGCCCGCCGUCCUUCUGGGACCUGCUCCGGAGCAGCAGUAUCCGGUCGCGCUCGUUCAUCGCGUUCGGCUGCUGGUUCUUCGCUCUGCAGGCCGCCGUGUGUUUGAGGCCCCGCGGCCGAAUGAGCGGGCUCGCCGUGGCCGAGGUGGUGAUGGCGUACGUCAUGGCGCCCCUCCUCGUUCUCCACUACAUGCUCAUGAAGGCGUGGGGCCGUCGGCGGACGCUGGCGCUCAGCAUGACCCUCGUCUCGGUUCUGACCACGGCGCUGGCCGUGGUGAUCGUGCAGCAGAACUGGUUCCUCUUCAAGCUCGUCAUGACGGUCGCCAUGCUCGUGCUGACGUGCGUGUUCGCCACGCUGUUCGUGUACACGGCCGAGGUGUUCCCGACGGUAGUGCGAGGAGCUGGCUACGGGGGCGCCACCAUCUGCGGUCGCCUGGGACUCCUGACGGCCGUGGUCGUCAGGUACCUGAUCCGCCUCGACCCUCUCACCAAGGACGUGUUCGCCCUGCUCGCCGUGUCGCUGGGCACGUUCACUUUCGGCCUGCUGGCUCUGCUGCUGCCGGAGACGAACGUCAUGAGGGUUCCGGACACCAUUCAAGAAGCCGAGCAGGAGGAACCCGUCCGCGUAGACUCGCUGCUGCAGAUACUGUUGCGCAAGCGAGCCGGUUACACAUCGCAGACCAAGCUGUGACCGCGGAGGACGCGAGGCGGCGCUCGGGUCCGAUGCUCUAUAGGGUGCCUCGAUGUCAUCCUCGGCCGCCUCUCCAUACGGUAGAGGUGGGCGAGGAGGACAUCGAGGCACCCUAAUGCUCUACAACAUGGGUCCUACAGCGACCGCAGCUUGGGGUCGAACUUUCAGAAAGUUUCAGGCUAUGCUUGUAGUGUAACCCUUUCCGGAAUACCUAUGACGUAGGCGUGAGCAUCGGCAAUGGUGGCGCCGCCUUGCGGCGUCGAGUGGAACCAGAGCACGUGAAACUGUUAACUGCAGUGACGGACUAUGUUCGGCGUGACUCUUGGCGUAAAGAGAAGAGACAUUCUUUGAUGGGUGUUUUAGACGAAUUGUUCUUUGUAUGUGGACUCCUAUUCCGCUUUACUUUUUGGCCUGUUACAAGCACUUGCGUUUUCGCGACCUUGUGUGUUUGGAAACGAAUUUGCGCAUUCUUAAUUAAACUCUCGGUCAUUUGUUAUAGCCAUUUAAUCUCUCCUGCCUAAUUAAGAGGGGAAGAGAGAUUGACGCUGUGUAGCACUGGCUUGUCGACCAUUUCGAAAGUGCUGCGGACGCAGCCAUGUUCUGACCAAG